AUGUCUGGUGGGGGCAAGAAAAGAAAAAAGAAACCUGUCAAAGUUUUACGAUACUUUCCACUUAAACCACGUUUGCAAAGGUUAUUUAUGUCUUCUAAAACUGCUGAACAUAUGAGGUGGUAUUCUGUGGAUAGUAACAAAGAUGGCUUGAUGAGGCACCCGAAAGACUUUGAGGCAUGGAAGAGAUUCGAUGAAACACACCUUGAAUUUGCAUCAAAUCCACAGAAUGUUAGGCUUGGGUUAGCUAGUGAUGGCUUCAAUCCAUUCGGAACUUUGAGAAAGCAAAUGCCAGGGAAUGAUAUCGAUGUUUACUUACAACCCUUGAUUAAAGACUUGAAGGAUUUGUGGGAUGGUGGUGUGAAAACAUUUGAUGCUUCACUCAAUCAAAUGUUUAAUAUGCGCGUUGCAUUGAUUUGGACAAUUAGCGAUUUUCCUGGGCUUGAGUUUAGGAAUCUACCAGUGGAACUAUCAGGUUCUGAGAUAUUCAAGCAGUUGGAAAAUGUUCGUGUUACAUUUGGAAAAGGGAUGGAGGUUGAAGAUAACAGAAAAAGAACUCGCCGAAAAAAUAUUGAAGAAAGUGGUUGUCACCAAUGGAGAAAGAAAAGUAUAUUUUUCCAACUUCCUUAUUGGGAGUACAACUUGUUGCGCCAUAACCUUGAUGUUAUGCACAUUGAGAAGAAUGUGUGUGAUAAUGUCUUGUACACCAUUCUCAAUGAAAGUGGGAAAACAAAAGAUAAUCUCAAUGCUCGAAAAGCCUUGAAAGAGAUGGGCGUAAGAAGUGAUCUUUGGCCAAAUGAAAAUGAACAGUGUCGACCUACUUUAUUUACAAUGUCAAAUGCCCAAAAAGAUGUAUUUCUUACAACUUUGAAGAAUGUUUUAGUGCCAGAUGGUUACUCAAGUAACAUUGCUAGGUGUAUUGAUCUAAAGCAUCGGAAGAUAUUUGGUUUGAAAAGUCAUGAUUCAUGUAUUCUUAUGGAGAAACUACUACCAAUAUCAGUUAGAAAUGUGUUACCUAACCAAUUGUCUGUCGUUUUAGUUUAUUUGUGCUCAAUAUUUAGGCAAAUAUGUGGCAAGGUGUUGAAUCCUCUAGACUUUGACAAGCUCCAACGUCGAGUCAUUCUCACACAAUGCCAUAUGGAAAUGCUUUUUCCUCCUAGGUUCUUUACAGUCAUGGUUCAUUUGGUUGUGCAUCUAGUGAAUGAACUAAAGCUUGGAGGCCCAGUACAUUAUCGAUGGAUGUAUCCUAUAGAAAGAUACUUGGGACAUUUAAAGUCCUCUGUACGUAACAGGGCACAGCCAGAAGGUUCCAUUGCUGAAGGUUACUUAACUGAAGAAUGUUUGACCUUUUGUUCAAGAUACUUGGAGGGCAUUGAGACAAGAUUCAACCAGCUUGGACGUGUUGAUGAUCAAAUGACAAACAAUGAAUCGUCUCAAGUUUCAAUAGGGAUCAGACAAGAUGCUUUGCAGUUUACUUUAGUGAAUUUCUCUCGAUUGAUACAUACUGGUGAGCGUGAAGAAGAUGAACCUUCUAUUGAAGCUUCACAAGCGCAACAAGUGUACUAUGUUGAAGAUGUUGUAGAAAAGGAUUGGAGUGCUGUUGUACAUUUAAAACCAAGAGAUUUGUACGAUAUGGGUGAAGACAUUGAAGAGACAUUCCAUGAGAACGAGCCAUAUCAAGCACAAGACUUAGGGUUAUUUUUUCCUAAUGAUACUGGAAUUUUGUCACUCGCAAGAGCACAAAUAGAUGAUGAUCCAAUGCCUAAUGUUGAUGAUGAGGAUAUGUAA
Diospyros lotus (date-plum) is the source of this 1785-nucleotide messenger RNA. RefSeq lists its product as uncharacterized. The transcript has 5 exons. The record is from RefSeq and is a predicted model, not a curated record. The coding region runs from base 1 to 1785 and encodes 594 amino acids. NCBI's taxonomy places the organism in Eukaryota, Viridiplantae, Streptophyta, Magnoliopsida, Ericales, Ebenaceae.